This is a messenger RNA of Lepisosteus oculatus (spotted gar), 842 nucleotides long. Lineage: Eukaryota; Metazoa; Chordata; Actinopteri; Semionotiformes; Lepisosteidae. The record is from RefSeq and is a predicted model, not a curated record.
CAGUCGCUUUGCGCAACGCUGUUACUCAACCAGGCGUCGUUACAUAUGAGCAGGAGGGCGCGCCUCUGUGUGCAUGUGUGCUCUUCGGGCGAGAAGUUCAUUUCAGCCUUUUCAUUAAACAAAACCCCGAAGAGAGAGAGAGAAACAUGACAUUCUAUAGGAACGCUGUCUGGUUCGUAAAAGGACUUCAGGAGUAUACGAAGGGAGGCUACGAAGCUGCCGCAAAACAUUUUGCCCAAGCAGACCUGGAUGUGAAUUUGGCCGGGAGGUCCUUCAUGAUCACUGGGGCGAACAGCGGGAUUGGAAAAACUGCAGCAACUGAGAUCGCAAAGAGAGGCGGGACCGUUCAUCUCGUCUGCCGGAACAAGGACAGAGCUGAAGAGGCGAAGGGAGACAUCGUGAAGAACAGUAACAAUGAGAAUAUCCAUGUUCACAUUUUGGAUCUGUCCAGUCCUAGAAAGGUUUGGGAGUUUGCAGAACAAUUCAAGAAGGACAACAAUUUACAUGUUUUGGUUAACAAUGCAGGGUGCAUGGUGAACCAGAGAGAGCUGACGGAGGAUGGACUGGAGAAGAAUUUUGCUACCAACACUUUAGGAACAUAUAUUUUGACCCAAGCAUUGAUACCAACCCUGAAAGCAUCCAGUGACCCCAGAGUGAUCACUGUGUCUUCAGGGGGUAUGCUGGUUCAGAAGUUAAAUGUGGAUGAUCUGCAGUUUGAGAAGGGGCAGUUUGAUGGGACCAUGGCCUAUGCACAGAACAAAGGUUCUCUUGGCCAGAGCUGUGUGUCCCGGGGUCAGAGCAGCAGAAUGCCAUGGGUUCUGUGGUGACGUCUGAUGGAGAUG